CUGACAUUAAUUAAUAAACAAAUAAUUAUAAUGAUAUUUGAUUUAUUUAAUACAAUUAGAUUAAAUGUUUCAUAACCUACACAAUUAUUCUCAACAGAUGGCGCUUCGAUGAUACUUGAAAAUAAAUGAUACGUCGUAUCUUUAAAACGUAUUACCAAUGAAUAAAGUUGUAUCGUUUAAACGACUCCUGAUUGGUCGGCGCGAGAUAAGACACAAAUUCAAAUAUUAAGCAUACGGCUAACCGUCGUUUUUCAUGUACGAAGAAAGCGUAACAAAAUUAUUUGCAUGUUUAUCGUUUUAAGGUUUCAUAUACAAUAUAUGAGUUGGUAAUUAAAGUGCAAUUAUUUAAUACGCUUUACAAUUUUAUUAGCAAAUGAAAUAUAUAUUUGCACGGCAAUUAAAAAAGGGAUUAAUAUAAUUGAAAGUAAUUUUGAUAAGUGUGUUAUUACAACGAGAGGCUGUUGUAGUAGAGGACGAGAUGGAAUCUCGUUUGCCAAAGCCGCAAUACUUUAACAAAUUUACUUCACUGAACGUGGAUAUGAAAAAAAACGACCAAAACAUGACUAAAACUCAAACAGGCUUAACACGCAUAGUGAGUGGUACAAGUACGAUACAAUAUAAUAAACAUACAAGAGACGACACGAAGAAGGAUAAAAAUGUAUUAAUUAAUGAUGGAAAAUCUAAUAACGAGAAUAAACCUUUGGGACAAACUAUGACACGUGCUAAAACUUCUGCUGCUUUAAUAAGAAGCAACGAAGCGAUAAAAGCUAUGAAAAGGCCAGCAGCAAUUGUAACAACCGCUAACACGAAGAAGCCCAAAGUUAAAGUUACCACUAAACUUGGUAAUUCAAGAAGAUCAAUUAAAGGUACAUUGAAAAUAAGGACCGGUAAUGUUAGACCGACUGAAAAUAAUACUAACAAUAAGACUACUGCUACUGCUACGGCUACUACUUCUGGUACUACCACUGUCGUUAAUAAAUGGGACUAUAAGGGUCGCUUUGCAAUUGCAAAUAGUGAAUUGAUUAAACUGCGUGGAAAUUUCAAAGAAAUAUCCAGCAAAAAUACAGAAUUUCAAAAAUUAAUAGACGAUUUGAAGGAUAACGAAAAUACGUACAAAUCACAAGUAAAGGAGUAUGAAACUUUGAAGACAACUUUAACCAAAGAACUUGAAACAACCAAGGAAGAAUUUAAACAAGUACAAAACGAAAAAGAAGAUUUUGUAAAACGUUGGAAUAAGGCAGAAGAGGCGUAUAAGAAUGUAAUAGAAGAGUUAAAAAAUGUCCAAGAUAAAUGUAAUGAACAGAAAGAUAAAUUAGAAGAACAGGCAAUUGAAAUUAAAGAAAUUAAGACUAAACUGGAACAAGAUGAAAAUCUUAUCAAAGAUCUGACUCUUCACAAAGAAAAAUUACAAUCGUUUGUACAUCAGAUGGAUAAAGAACGUAGAAUCCUUCAUAAUACUAUACAAGAAAUGAAGGGUAAUAUUAGAGUAUUUUGUCGUGUACGUCCACGAACCGAAAAAGAAUUGUCUAAACCAUUAUGUUUUAUCAAAUUCAACGAUGAAUGUACUAUAGAAGUAGGAAAAUCAGAUACAUCUAAUUGUAGUGGAAAAGUAAGAAAUGUACGCCAAGAAUUUUCCUUUGACAAAGUGUUUUCGCAUAAUGCAUCGCAAGCUGAUAUUUUUGAAGAAUUGUCUCUUCUAGUUCAAUCAGCUCUCGAAGGAUAUAAUGUUUGUGUAUUUGCAUAUGGCCAAACUGGUUCUGGUAAAACAUAUACAAUGGAAGGGGAGCCCGGAUGUGAUACAGAAGGCAUGAUUCCCAGAACGGUCCGACACAUAUUUAAAGAGAUGAAAGAAUUAGAACUUCUUGGAUGGGAAUACAAAAUAGAAGCUAGUUUCUUAGAGAUUUAUAAUGAACAUAUAGUUGACCUUCUUGACUCGCAAUGUAAUAAAAUUCAUGAAAUACGUAUGAGAGAUAAUAGAGGUCAUGAUCUUUAUGUGAGCAACUUGAAAGUUGAAGAGAUACAUAAUGCUGAAGAAUUACAAGAAUGUUUAUUGGCUGCUCAGCGUAAUAGAGCUGUUGCAGCUACCAUGUCAAAUGAACGAUCGUCCAGAUCUCAUUCGGUAGCACGUAUAAGACUAAUUGGCGAACAUAAACUUAAAGAUGAAAUUUGUAUAGGAAAUCUUAAUUUAGUUGAUUUAGCAGGUUCUGAACGAUUAAAGGGCGAAGAAGCAGCUAGAACCGCAGAAACGAAGAAUAUUAAUAAAUCAUUAGCGAAUCUUGGUAACGUUAUACUUGCGCUUUUAAAGAAGCAAGAACAUGUGCCAUAUAGAAAUUCUAAAUUAACGCAUUUAUUGAUGCCAUCCUUAGGAGGUAAUUCAAAAACUCUUAUGUUGCUCAAUAUAUCUCCUUUAGAUGAAUGUUACAAUGAAACAUUAAAUUCCUUGAGAUUUGCCAGUAAUGUAAAUAGUUGUAAAAUGAAUGUUAAAAGAGUUAGAACCGCGUUAUCGAAUACAUCUAAUUUAUCGUUAUCCAGUUCAAGUUCAGAAAUUUGAUAAAAAUUCGUAAUAUUUUAUUCGUACAAAAUAUUUUAACAUAAGACAUGAAUAUUCGAUUUUGAGAAACCGUUAACCUGUAAUGUUUUAAAUAUAUAUAUAUUAUUGCAUUAAAUGU
Polistes canadensis is the source of this 2669-nucleotide messenger RNA. Its product is annotated as protein claret segregational. NCBI's taxonomy places the organism in Eukaryota, Metazoa, Arthropoda, Insecta, Hymenoptera, Vespidae. Gene Ontology annotation, biological process: microtubule-based movement. The record is from RefSeq and is a predicted model, not a curated record. The transcript has 5 exons. The coding region runs from base 479 to 2551 and encodes 690 amino acids. Gene Ontology annotation, molecular function: ATP binding; microtubule binding; microtubule motor activity.